Molecule: messenger RNA, 1292 nt
Organism: Agrilus planipennis (emerald ash borer)
Lineage: Eukaryota; Metazoa; Arthropoda; Insecta; Coleoptera; Buprestidae
Product: zinc finger protein 432
Exons: 2
Coding region: 155-1180 (341 amino acids)
Source: RefSeq, a predicted model, not a curated record
CUAUGUUUGGAUGGUCGAGGUUAUGUUGUGUACACUAAAGUAGAUUCCUUACGGAUGGUUUGUACAGAAAAUUAUUAUAUUUUGGAUUUUAAGUAAUUAUUGUUCUUAAUUGGUUUUUGCUUAAAUAUUUAUCAUUAUUUCUAUUUUGUGGACAAUGUCUUUUAAAGAACAAGUGGUUCAUUGUAAAUAUAAUAAUAAUUAUUCAGCGGGGACUUCUAGUAACACUGAAAAAUUAGCUUACAAUGAAGAAGUCGUAAUCCUAUAUAUAUGUGAAAAAUGUGGGCAAGGUUUUCAAAAUAAGGCAUCUUUUAGAUCACAUAAUAAACGAAAACAUACUAGUUCUAAUCAUGUAUGCAGUAUGUGUAAAAAAAUAUUUACCAGAAGAAAUUAUUUGGAAAAACAUCAAAAAAAUUGUCAGAAUAUAAAAAAGAAUAAGCUUUGUUCUCUUUGUGAUUUCCGUGCAUCAAGUAGUGCAGAAGUUCUUAGACAUUAUGAAGUGAAACAUAAUGUAAUUAUAUCUGAAAAAACACUGAGUUUUAAUACAUUUGAAGAGUUUGAAAUUUGGAAGGAAGAAUUUGAAAGAAACACGAAAUCGCGUUUUAUAAGGAAAACUGGAACCCGACAUACAGUAGAUGGAGUAAACAUUACAAAGUAUAUUUGUCACCGUGAUGGUAAUUUCCAAUCAAAAAGCAGGGGUAUCCGUCAUAUGAAAGCUAUUGGUUCAGAUAAAAUCAACGCUUAUUGUCCAGCAAAUAUUAUUGUCUAUGAGACAGAACAAAGUGUAAAAGUAAGUUAUAGGGACACCCAUAUUGGCCAUGAAUUUGACAUAUGUCGUUUAAAGAUUACUGCAUCAGAAAGAGCAGACAUUGCUCAAAAACUUGCUUUAAAAAUUCCAACUAAACAAAUAUUAGAUGAAAUUCAUGAUUCUGCUAUCAACAGUGAACUUGAGCGAGUUCAUUUGGCAACUAGGAAAGAUUUAUGGAAUAUUGCGAAAUCUUACAAUUUAAAUAAUGAAGCCAAACAACAGUCUUAUAAGAAAAGAAAGCAAGAUGUGAUAAAUAAAGUUGUGAAAGUGUGUAAUACGAUAGAAACUGAGGAACAGUUGGAAGCUGUUUUGAAGCAAGUAGCCUCUCUAGAGAAUAUCAUAAGUGCACUUUCCAAAAAACAUAAAACAAAGUAAUGUUUUUGUAACAAAAAAAAUUAACCAAUUAAGGAGAGAUCUAUCAAUUCCUUAAAGAAGAAACAAGCAAUUUAUGUUUUAUUUAAUAAAUAAUAGAAUAUAUUCAAAAUUA